UAGAGCCACACGCAUUGGUGGUCACCCUCUCAACUGUUAUAGUCCUCCUUGCAUGUAUGAAAAGUUCCGGGCUAUGAACAGAGAAAUAUAUUCGCCUUCCCCUUCAUGGGCUUGGGAUUCGCUUGAAAUUUCUCGAUUGCGCUGACUACGGGGUUCUCAGGAAUCGGCAUUGGAAUCUGUGUACUUCUGUGGUUUUCCAAAUGAAGUGCUUUUGGAGCAGGAAAGAUUAGUAUGCAUUUCUGCACACUUGAAGAAAACACUAUCCUUCACUAGCAAUCAUAGCGGCACAGCGCAAGGACGCCACAAGUGACGCUGCGUGCGGACUCUUAGUUGGCUACAACAGUCCUGAAACAUACUGAUCUGUUAGGAUUGGCUCGAAAUAAUCGAAGAACUGGGGCUAACUUAGGCACGUAUCAAAUUGUUGUUGUCUCACGAGCAAGCGACGAUUAUCCCAUCUGGAUAUGGUGGAGAAGAGGAAACUGAAAGCCAUUCAGGUGAGACGAGGAGGAUACCUGCUCGGGUCCCUGAAACGAUUCUCCCCCUCCUCCAUUGCCAAGACGUCUGCCUCUUCUUCCCUUCACGGACACAACUGCCACCACGCCCUCCCUUCGCUCCCCAAUGCCGCACCCUACAAGGGCGUGCGAAUGCGGGUGUGGGGCAAGUGGGUGACGGAGAUCAGAGAUCCCAUCACCAAGACGCGGAUAUGGUUGGGAUCCUUCGCCACCGCGGAAAUGGCCGCCCGAGCGUACGAUGCCGCCGUUGUGUGCCUCAAGGGAGCGUCGGCUCCGGAGCUGAACUUCCCCGACGCCAUUCCGCCGUUCUUGAUCCCCCAGUCCACGUCCUCUCCCAAGGAGAUUCAAGCCGUCGCUCUGGCAGCUGCCACGGGCUCCAUCCAGCCGGGUGCUCCCGCACCCAUCCAAGCCGCAUCAGGGGGUGCUCGCCAGGAAUCGGAGGUGGACGUCGUGGGCUCCGCAUCGUCCAAAUGCAUGGACGUGGAGCACGCACAUGGGAACGACGCGGAGGGGGAGAAUCAUGACAUGCCCGACGUGAAGCAGCGCAGCAGCGAGGCAGAUUUGGAGGAGUGGAUAAAGAAGGAGUUCGGAGAGAUGGAUCCGGUGGAGAGGGAGCCGAGCGAGGAUCUGUUGCAAGAGCUGAUGAAAGGAGGGAACGACGAAGACACGGCGGGAGCGUUGGGAGGGUACAGCGGAGUGGAGCAAGCAUCGGAGUGUGUGUGGCCUUCGUCCGAUGAGGCAGACGAGUCGCUGGUUUAUGAUGUGAAGUUGUGGUCGUUUACCUGAGGCGUCAAACAUCGCUCGGCCAAGCACCGCAUUCUGAGGUUUAACUUAAACACUUCUGUAGAGAAAGCCUCUGAAGGCAGCGGUGAAAAUGCUGCAAUCUGUAACUGACGGUUGCUCGACUAUCUAAUUCUGUUCGACACACGACGUUUAACAGCAACAGUGCUUACUGACCUCGACAUGGAGAUCGAGGGCACCGAAUUCAUUCUGUGAGACGCAUUCAGAAAUUCUAUUCUCACCUUAUUCUGGAAUGUCACCAAUUCUUGAACAGCAGAAUUUCGGCCACAAUAUUUUUGGAACGUCAACUCAGACUAAGCUGUAGGAACAUUCGUUAUGGCAGAGCACAGUGCACUCGCAGUCAACCAGCCCAAAAUUCUGAAUUCGGACUUUAUAAAAUGUUCCACAACAUAGUUAAUUCUCCUCAUCGUCCAGCAUGGCGGCGGCACUGGUUAUCAUGCAAUAAGUCUCGGAAGUAAGAACACUGUCACAUCACUUUACAAUUAAAUGAUUCAGGGCACAAUCCCGAACAAGGCUUUUCUUUUCCA
Physcomitrium patens is the source of this 1840-nucleotide messenger RNA. RefSeq lists its product as uncharacterized. NCBI's taxonomy places the organism in Eukaryota, Viridiplantae, Streptophyta, Bryopsida, Funariales, Funariaceae. Gene Ontology annotation, biological process: regulation of DNA-templated transcription. The record is from RefSeq and is a predicted model, not a curated record. Gene Ontology annotation, molecular function: DNA binding; DNA-binding transcription factor activity.